AUGUGUCCACCAUCACAAGCUCUACAUUUACCUGUUCCAUUUGGUGAACAAAAACCUUGUCAUAAUCAGAUAAUUUGUGUAACUAAUUUUGAUGGUGAAGAAAGAAAACGUGUAAAACAGUUAAUAACUAGUCUAGGAGCUAAAUAUACUGGGUAUUUAACUCAUACCAACUCAGUCCUCAUCUGUAAAAAACCUGAUGGAGUGAAAUAUAAGAAAGCUAAAGAAUGGAAGAUACCUGUAGUAAAUGUACAAUGGUUAACAGAUUUAUUGUGUGGUUAUCUUGAUGCUUUACGUCUACCUUUAAACCAAAAAUAUAAAAUACCCAACUUAGUUAAUCCCUUUAUCUUAAAUACUGAAUUAGUUAGUAGACUGUUAGUCAGUAAUACUUCAGCCGUUUUAUUUACUGGUUUCUCUUCUGUUAUAACCAAACAGUUACACAAGAUUGCUGAUCAUCUAGGGCUAUCAGUGGUACAGAAUGCUAAAGAUUGUAGUCAUGUUAUAAUACCAUCUUUAUCUAGAACUAUUAAACUAUUUGAAGCUAUUAGUGUAUGUAAAUAUAUACUGACUAGACAAUGGUUAGAUGAUAGUUUAGACCAGGCCAAGUUAUUAGAUGAAGAAAAGUAUAUGUUAAAAGAUACGAAGAAUGAAAAAGAAUUUAGUUGUUGUAUUAUUGAUUCUUUACAUAGAGCACAAAUUAAACCAUUGUUUCAGGGUAUGACAUUUUAUAUCACACCUAGUGUAGUUCCGUCCACUAAAGAUCUCACUCGUAUCAUCUCGAAUGCUGGAGGUACAGUAGUCAAUCGUAGACCCUCAGCUAAAACUAUUCUUACACAGCUUGAUGAUAAGGGUAAACCUACGUUUAUAGUUAUAACAUGUAAUAAUGACCUUCAUCUCUGUCGAGAUUUAUUUGCUCAGAAAAUCAAUGUUUAUAAUGCAGAGUUUGUAUUAACUGGUGUGUUAAGACAAGAAAUAGACUAUACAAUGUUUACAAUAACCAUACCGACCUGAUAUUAGCUGUAAGCAUAAUAGGUAAACAUAGAACAAUAGGAAUUAGAGAUGAAUCUGAGAUAUAUUCCAUACAUGACAAUCUAUUCAUCAUGAAUAGCCAAUAUCAACUUUGUCUAGGAUGUAAGAAUUAUAGGGCUAUAACAUUAAAUCAAUCUGCUUUUGGUCAACAAGAGGUUCAAAUUUGAAGAGAUAUUGAAAUAUUUUGGGCAUAUUGAAUGAAAAUAAUCAAGUAUUUAAUUGAAUGGUGUUUUACUGGGGUGUAAAUUCAUGGUGUUAUUUAGAUUACCAGUCGAUUGAUAUUUUGUUGAUGUUUAUGUAUUCAAUUUGUUAGGGGAUGGUGCAAAAAUUGAAAACUAGUUUGACAUGUUUUGAAAAUAAAUUAAUAAUGUUUCAUAUGUUUUUUUAUAAAAGAAGGAAUAAAUGGUGCCCAUGUGAAUAUAUUUAUGUGAUUUAUAAACUGUUGAUGUAUUUUGUAAAUAUUUUUGUAUUUUUAACUAACACGUGUGUAAUUCAAAUUUUAUAUUAAAAUAAUAAAAAAUAAAA
This is a messenger RNA of Lottia gigantea (owl limpet), 1551 nucleotides long. RefSeq lists its product as hypothetical. The transcript is spliced from 10 exons. Bases 1 to 1008 code for a protein of 335 amino acids. Gene Ontology annotation, cellular component: MLL3/4 complex. The record is from RefSeq and is a predicted model, not a curated record. Lineage: Eukaryota; Metazoa; Mollusca; Gastropoda; Lottiidae.